This is a messenger RNA of Poecilia latipinna (sailfin molly), 1684 nucleotides long. RefSeq names its product tumor necrosis factor-like. NCBI's taxonomy places the organism in Eukaryota, Metazoa, Chordata, Actinopteri, Cyprinodontiformes, Poeciliidae. Gene Ontology annotation, molecular function: tumor necrosis factor receptor binding. Gene Ontology annotation, cellular component: membrane. The record is from RefSeq and is a predicted model, not a curated record. The transcript is spliced from 4 exons. Gene Ontology annotation, biological process: immune response. The coding region runs from base 334 to 1062 and encodes 242 amino acids.
GUGCGUAAGAGAAAGAGUAAGUGUUAGAUUCUGCUAAUUGUGGGUGUCUAUUUUGUGGUGUAAAAAUGGUUACGACAGGUCUGUGCGUGUGGUUUAGGUAUAACUCAGUCAGAGGUUUGUGUAGGCGUGUUCUGGUCCAUAUGAGCCUCCCAGGUUCUGGGUCUCUUCCUUAUCAGCUCUCCACUUAUUCACAAAGAGUGACAUCACUGGAGUUUCCACCAAAAAAAAGCUUUUAAAAGAGCGUCUCAAAAUGUCAGUUAAGAAGAAGAAGGAGUCCUCUUACCAUACAUUUACAGUUUGACUUGGAUUGAAAGCAAGAACUUACUCAGAACAAUGGAGAGUGAAUUCAAGAUAUUACUGGAUGCAGAUGCGAGCACAGGGACAAAUGAUCGGACAUCCACUAGAAUCAAAACAUUUCAAAUGUCCAGACUUACCUUGGCCCUGAUGGCUUUCACACUCUGCCUUGCUACUGGUGCUGCUGUUUUCCUCUUCUCUAAUGCUCGUGUCAAGAGUGCAGUAUCAGACGAGGGAAGCUCUGCUUUUCAUCACGCCUUAAGGCAAAUUUCAAACAGGGCAGCCAUUCAUCUAGAAGGAGUACACGACCCCGCCAUAAACACGUCAGUGAAGUGGAUGAACAAAGUGGACCAGGCACAUUCUCAAGGAGAUCUAGAACUAAAAGACAAUGAGAUUCUGAUUCCUCAGAAUGGCCUCUACUUUGUUUACAGCCAGGCGUCGUUCAGAGUAAGCUGCAGCAGCACUGCUGAUGACCUUACUUCCAAUCACAUGAUCCAUCUGAGUCACACAGUGAAACGCUGGUCCAGAUCAUUUGGCUCUAAUGAUGAGAGGUCCUAUCAGACCCUCUUGCAUUCAGUUCGUACUGUGUGCCAGGGUACAGCCAGUAAGGAUCCAGACUCAGCUGGAAGCUGCUUCUCUGCAGUGUAUAUGGGAGCAGUAUUCGAUUUAAAGAGUGGGGACAGACUGAAGACGGUUAUGGAAGAGAAGAUGCUUGAGAAACUUGAAGAAGAUGCAGGGAAGACUUAUUUUGGUGUCUUUGCCUUGUAAAGAGAGCUUGCAGAGGGCAGUAAAUUUACAUUAACAUACAUGUUAACAUACACAGAGUAGCACCUGUACUACUUAUUAUGGAAUGGAGUCUGUUGCAUAGCACCAAAAGAAACUUGUUUUGUAAGUUUUAUAUUUACAGAUCAACCAGUAAGUGAUUAGCAAUGUCUGAUAUGGUGGUCUGUAAUCCACCACAUCAGAGCUAUUUACUAAGAUAUGUCAUUUUUGUAUCACUUAUGUUGUGUGUUUUUGCUGCUAAUUGUUUCACUACAGCCUGGCAAUGAUGUGUCGACAUAUUUAUUUAUUAUUAUAAUUAUUUUUAUUUAUUUAAAUAUUUAUUCUUUUUUCUCUAAGUCGGUGUGUUUUUCUGUUCACUAGGUCCUGUUAUAUUAUGGUGUUUGUGGUGCAAAACACUUGAAUACAUAUUGUUUGCAAAGAUUACAAACUCUGAUGAUUAUACUUUACAGUAGUAGACUUGUUCUCACCUGUUUAUCGCUGGAUCAACCAGUCAGGAUUAGGUUUUUGUGCCUUUUUAAUAUGGAGGGAUUUCUGGGAGACCACAGAGGCUGCUCUUUUCCCAAUGAAGAAAAAUGCAGUUAACACUAGUUAAAAAUCCAUCCAUCCA